Molecule: messenger RNA, 1133 nt
Organism: Helianthus annuus (common sunflower)
Lineage: Eukaryota; Viridiplantae; Streptophyta; Magnoliopsida; Asterales; Asteraceae
Product: anthocyanidin reductase ((2S)-flavan-3-ol-forming)
Exons: 5
Coding region: 49-1059 (336 amino acids)
Molecular function (GO): oxidoreductase activity, acting on the CH-OH group of donors, NAD or NADP as acceptor
Source: RefSeq, a predicted model, not a curated record
AGAAAAGAAGAGAGGUGAUAAAUUAGGGUUUGUUUUUUGAAUCUGAAAAUGGGAAGUGAAGGCAAUUGCAAGGUUUGUGUAACCGGAGGUGCAGGGUACAUUGGCUCAGCUCUGAUUCACUUACUUCUACAAAAUGGUUACACUGUGCAUGCUACUCUAAGAAACCUAGGUGACGAAUCCAAGGUGGGACUAUUGAAAAGUUUUCCAUGUGCAGAAGAAAGGCUUCAUUUGUUUGAAGCCGAUAUUUACAAGCCAGAAGAGUUCGAAAAGGCAAUACACGGAUGUGUCUUUGUUUUCCAUGUUGCAACCCCCAUGCAACACACUUGUGGCUAUAAGUACAAUAAUACAGUUGAGGCGGCUGUUAACGCGGUGAAAAAGAUCAUUGAUGCUUGCAUUCAGUCUGGGACGGUGAAGCGGCUCAUCUACACAGCUUCCAUUGUUGCAGCUUCGCCUUUAAAAGAUGAUGGGAGCGGUUAUAAGGUCUCCAUAGAUGAAAGUUGUUGGACACCCCUUCAUCUCGACGUCCCUUACGAAAAUGAACAGUUGAAGGACUACACAAACUCUAAGACAAAAUCAGAGCAAGAAAUAUUGAAAUUUGGGGAAGAGAAAGCAAAUGAGUUGGAGGUAGUGACAUUAGGUUGUGGGCUUGUGGGGGGAGGAGGAUGUCUACCAUACCCUACAACCAGUGUGUUGUUGUUCAUAUCACAAAUUGCCAACAAUUCCACAUAUUACCAAAGUCUAAGGUACUUGGAAGAAUUGUUAGGGAAAAUUCCAAUUGUUCACAUCGAGGACGUUUGUCGAGCACAUAUCUUUUGUGCAGAGACGCCAUCAAUUAAUGGAAGGUUCUUAUGUGCUAGCUCGUAUGUAACAACUGCAGAAAUUGCAAAGUUUUAUCAAAAAACGUACCCAGAAUUAAACAAAGAGUGUUUGGAAGAACAUGGGAGAGAAAUUAAAUGGGGAUCCAAGAAGUUGGAGGAUAAAGGUUUUACUUACAAUUAUAGUGUAGAGACGAUCCUAAAUGAUUGUCUUGAAUGUGCAAUGAGAUCAGAUGUUAUCUAGAAAUAAAUUAAUGAUUAUUUGCAAACCCUUGUAUAAAUGCAUGUUGUGGUCAAUAAAGAUUUUUAUUCUUACAA